CACAGCCGGGGCCCAGUGGCGCAGCCCGGGCCUGGAGACUGACGGACCGCGCCCGGUGUCUCUUUGAGGCCCUGACGUGGACAAACUUCGAGUUUCACGACUCCGGGUUUCUCCAGCGGAUGGGCCGACCGGUGGAGGCGCGUGAGGGAGACGAAGGGACUUCCGUUUCCUUCACCUAGGCUGGGGCCAGGCCGCAGAGCGGAGUUGGCAUUUCCAGAUUGGGGCUCGGGCCGCGCCUCCUCCGGGACCCUCCCCUUGGACCGAGCUGAUCGCCGCGGGGCAGUUCGGGCCGGCUGUCCUGGCGCGUUGCUCCCUGAGGACAUUAAACUUUGUUAAUGUCCCUUCCAAAAUGUAUUUGGAACUGGAAAUAAUAUCCCUUGGUAGCUGAAUUGGAUCUGGAUGUUGCACAUCUGGACACUAAUGCAGCCUGAAGUUGCUAAAAGGUGGACAAGUCCUAUUUUCAAGAGAAGAUGACUUUUAACAGUUUUGAAGGAUCUAAAACUUGUGUACCUGCAGACAUCAAUAAGGAAGAAGAAUUUGUAGAAGAGUUUAAUAGAUUAAAAACUUUUGCAGAUUUUCCAAGUAGUAGUCCUGUUUCAGCAUCAACACUGGCACGAGCAGGGUUUCUUUAUACUGGUGAAGGAGAUACCGUGCGGUGCUUUAGUUGUCAUGCAGCUGUAGAUAGAUGGCAAUAUGGAGACUCAGCAGUUGGAAGACACAGGAAAGUAUCCCCAAAUUGCAGAUUUAUCAAUGGCUUUUAUUUUGAAAAUAGUGCCACACAGUCUACAAAUUCUGGUAUCCAGAAUGGUCAGUACAAAGUCGAAAACUAUCUGGGAAGCAGAAAUCAUUUUGCCUUAGACAGGCCAUCUGAGACACAUGCAGACUAUCUUUUGAGAACUGGGCAGGUUGUAGAUAUAUCAGACACCAUAUACCCAAGGAACCCUGCCAUGUAUAGUGAAGAAGCUAGAUUAAAGUCCUUUCAGAACUGGCCAGACUAUGCUCACCUAACCCCAAGAGAGUUAGCAAGUGCUGGACUCUACUACACAGGUAUUGGUGACCAAGUGCAGUGCUUUUGUUGUGGUGGAAAACUGAAAAAUUGGGAACCUUGUGAUCGUGCCUGGUCAGAACACAGGCGACACUUUCCUAAUUGCUUCUUUGUUUUGGGCCGGAAUCUUAAUAUUCGAAGUGAAUCUGAUGCUGUGAGUUCUGAUAGGAAUUUCCCAAAUUCAACAAAUCUUCCAAGAAAUCCAUCCAUGGCAGAUUAUGAAGCACGGAUCAUUACUUUUGGGACAUGGAUAUACUCAGUUAACAAGGAGCAGCUUGCAAGAGCUGGAUUUUAUGCUUUAGGUGAAGGUGAUAAAGUAAAGUGCUUUCACUGUGGAGGAGGGCUAACUGAUUGGAAGCCCAGUGAAGACCCUUGGGAGCAACAUGCUAAAUGGUAUCCAGGGUGUAAAUAUCUGUUAGAACAGAAGGGACAAGAAUAUAUAAACAAUAUUCAUUUAACCCAUUCACUUGAGGAGUGUCUGGUAAGAACUACUGAGAAAACACCAUCACUAACUAGAAGAAUUGAUGAUACCAUCUUCCAAAAUCCUAUGGUACAAGAAGCUAUACGAAUGGGGUUCAGUUUCAAGGACAUUAAGAAAAUAAUGGAGGAAAAAAUUCAGAUAUCUGGGAGCAACUAUAAAUCACUUGAGGUUCUGGUUGCAGAUCUAGUGAAUGCUCAGAAAGAGAGUACGCAAGAUGAGUCAAGUCAGACUUCAUUACAGAAAGAGAUUAGUACUGAAGAGCAGCUAAGGCGCCUGCAAGAGGAGAAGCUUUGCAAAAUCUGUAUGGAUAGAAAUAUUGCUAUUGUUUUUGUUCCUUGUGGACAUCUAGUCACUUGUAAACAAUGUGCUGAAGCAGUUGACAAGUGUCCCAUGUGCUACACAGUCAUUACUUUCAAGCAAAAAAUUUUUAUGUCUUAAUCUAACUCUGUAGUAGGCAUGUUAUGUUCUUCUUAUUACCCUGAUUGAAUGUGUGAUGUGAACUGACUUUUAAGUAAUCAGGAUUGAAUUCCAUUAGCAUGUGCUACCAAGUAGAAAAAAAAAAUGUACAUGGCAGUGUUUUAGUUGGCAAUAUAAUCUUUGAAUUUCUGGGUUUUUCAGGGUAUUAGCUGUAUUAUUUAUCCAAUUUUUUUUUACUGUUAUUUAAUUGAAACCCUAGACUAAGAAGCAUCAUAUUAUAACUGAACACAAUGUGUAUUCAUCGUAUACUGACUUAAUUUCUAAGUGUAAGUGAAUUAAUCAUCUGGAUUUUUUAUUCUUUUCAGAUAGGCUUAACAAAUGGAGCUUUCUGUAUAUAAAUGUGGAGAUUAGAGUUAAUCUCCCCAAUCACAUAAUUUGUUUUGUGUGAAAAAGGAAUAAUUGUUCCAUGCUGGUGGAAAGAUAGAGAUUAUUUUUAGAGGUUGGUUGUUGUGUUUUAGGAUUCUGUCCAUUUUCUUUUAAAAUUAUAAACACGUACUUGUGCGAAUAAUUUUUUAAAAGUGAUUUGCCAUUUUUGAAAGGCUAUUUAAUGAUAGAAUACUAUCAAGCCAAGAUGUACUGACAUGGAAAGAUGUCAAAGAUAUAUUAAGUGUAAAAUGCAAGUGGCAAAACACUAUGUAUAGUCUGAGCCAAUCAAAGUAUGUAUGUUUCUUAUAUGUAUAGAACAAAAGAUUUGGAAAGAUAUACACCAAACUGUUAAAUGUGGUUUAUCUUUGGGGGUGGGGGGUUGGGGAAGGGGCCCCAGAGGGGUUUUAUAGGGGCCUUUCACUUUCUAUUUUUUUCAUUUUGUUCUGUUUGAAUUUUUUAUAAGUAUGUAUUACUUUUGUAAUCAGAAUUUUUAGAAAGUAUUUUACUGAUUUAAAGGCUUAGGCAUGUUCAAACGCCUGCAAAAGUACUUAUCACUCAGCUUUAGUUUUUCUAAUCCAAGAAGGCAGGGCAGUUAACCUUUUUGGUGCCAAUGUGAAAUGUAAAUGGUUUUAUGUUUUUCCUGCUUUGUGGAUGAAAAAUAUUUCUGAGUGGUAGGUUUUUGACAGGUAGACCAUGUCUUCUUAUCUUGUUUCAAAAUAAGUAUUUCUGAUUUUGUAAAAUGAAAUAUAAAAUAUGUCUCAGAUCUUCCAAUUAAUUAGUAAGGAUUCAUCCUUAAUCCUUGCUAGUUUAAGCCUGCCUAAGUCACUUUACUAAAAGAUCUUUGUUAACUCAGUAUUUUAAACAUCUGUCAGCUUAUGUAGGUAAAAGUAGAAGUAUGUUUGUACACUGCUUGUAGUUAUAGUGACAGCUUUCCAUGUUGAGAUUCUCAUAUCAUCUUGUAUCUUAAAGUUUCAUGUGAGUUUUUACCGUUAGGAUGAUUAAGAUGUAUAUAGGAUGAAAUGUUAAAUCCUCUGCCUACAUUUGUGUUCUUGACUAGUAAUAGUAGUAGAUACUUCUGAAUCAGUGUUCUCUCAAGAUCCUUAAAACCUCUUGGAAAUUAUAAAAAUAUUGGCAAGAAAAGAACAGUUGUUUAAAUAUUUUUUAAAAAACAUUUGAAUAAGAAUCAAUAGGACAUAAACUAGAAGUUUAAAAAUGCUUCAUAGGACAUCCAGGGUUUACAUUAUAAGAUUCUCACAACAAACCUAUUGUAGAGGUGAGUAAGGCAUGUUACUACAUAGAGAAAAGUUUGAGAGUAAAACUGUAAAAAAUUAUAUUUUUGUUGUACUUUCUAAGAGAAAGAGUAUUGUUAUGUUCUCCUAACUUCUGUUGAUUACUACUUUAAGUGAUAUUCAUUUAAAACAUUGCAAAUUUAUUUUAUUUAUUUAAUUUUCUUUUUGAGAUGGAGUCUUGCUUGUCACCCAUGCUGGAGUGCAGUGGCAUGAUCUCUGCUCACUGCAACCUCCCCCUCCUGGGUUCAAGCGAUUCUCCUGCCUCAGCUUCCUGAGUAGCUGGGAUUAGAGGCAAAUGCCACCAUACCCGACUAAUUUUUGUAUUUUUAGUAGAGACAGGGUUUCACCAUGUUGGCCAGGCUGGUCUCAAACUCCUGACCUCAAGAGAUCCGCCCGCCUUGCCCUCCCAAAGUGCUGGGAUUACAGGCUUGAGCCACCACACCCAGCCAAAGCAUUGCAAAUUUAAAUGAGAGUUUUAAAAAUUAAAUAAUGACUGCCCUGUUCCUGUUUUAGUAUGUAAAUCCUCAGUUCUUCACCUUUGCACUGUCUGCCACUUAGUCUGGUUAUAUAGUCAUUAACAUGAAUUUGAUCUGUAUAGUCUAGACUUUAAGUUUAAAUUUAAAGUGUUCUACAAGGGGAGAAAAGUGUUAAAAUUUUUAAAAUAUGUUUUCCAGGACACUUCAGCUCCAAGUCAGGUAGGUAGUUCAGUCUAGUUGUUAGCCAAGGACUCAAGGACUGAAUUGUUUUAACAUAAGGCCUUUCCUGUUCUGGGAGCCACACUUCAUUAAAAUUCUUCUUCUAAAGCUUGUAUGUUCAGAGUUAAGCAAGACUUUUUUUCUUCCUCUCCAUGAGUUGUGAAAUUUAAUGCACAACGCUGAUGUGGCUAACAAGUUUAUUUUAAGAAUUGUUUAGAAAUGCUGUUGCUUCAGGUUCUUAAAA
Rhinopithecus roxellana (golden snub-nosed monkey) is the source of this 4597-nucleotide messenger RNA. It is a transcript of the gene XIAP, whose product is annotated as X-linked inhibitor of apoptosis. NCBI's taxonomy places the organism in Eukaryota, Metazoa, Chordata, Mammalia, Primates, Cercopithecidae. The record is from RefSeq and is a predicted model, not a curated record. The coding region runs from base 471 to 1964 and encodes 497 amino acids. Gene Ontology annotation, cellular component: nucleus; cytoplasm. The transcript has 8 exons.